CAUCUAACAGACUCCCAUCCAGAGCAACCCACAGAAGCAACCAGGGUCAACGCCCUGCCCAGGAGCAUGUCGACAGGUCUCUCACCAGGUCAAAACGGGGACCCAAACCAGUGACCUAUUGGCCACUGGCCCAAGCUCCCAACCGCCAGGCCACCAACCCUCCAAGAUCGCCUCACACUCCUGCCGAAAAAUCAUAAUCUUGAAUCGUUUUAUAUAUCAACUCAUACACCCUGUGCCAUGGCAUCGGUACACCAAAAAUCUGUUCCCAGCUAAUCUGUAUAGCACAGCAGUCAACAUCCUGGUCCUCAAAUGAAACUGGUAUACUUUCCUAUUUAUGGUAUUUUUAUUCCUCCAACAGUUUUGAUCAUUUAUAUUGGGCAGACAGACCAGUUCGCCACAUCGUCACGCGGCCACCUGUCUUUUAUCAACCAGCACAUUUGAGUUCUACCAUAAUAUUUGUUGUAAUAUUUGUUAUAUAUUUUCAGGGGGAUGACAUUGGAAUUAUAACUAGCUCUGCACCACACUUCUUAGAUAAAGUCCAAAUAAUGUUAUGGGACACUUAAUAGUGACUUGUUUUACUGUAUAAAAUGCAAAAUAAAUAGAAUAGGGAAGAAAACAAGCACUGACCAACCCCCACGCCUCGAUCCAAAGGUUUGCUAUGACAUCAAACCACAAUGCACCGCACUGUUUGCAGUUUAUCCGCCUUUUCCAUGGUAAUAUGAAUGGUACGUCCCCUUAUUCAAAUAAAAUACUGGAAAAACGUCAUUUCUGUCCAAUCUCCGCGCUCUGAAGUGACACAAUGGAACCUACGAGGAUAGAAAAGAUGGAGGCAGCGCGCGAGCGCACGCAUAGAAACUUCUACCUCUCUAGCUGGAGGCUGGUCAUCUAUUGUUUCUUAUUCAUUGUUUCUUAUUAAGGAAAAACAAAAAAAGGACAUCACUAAUGAAGGAAAAUAAGUUCAAUACACUGAACGUGGACAAGGGUAGGAAAACUUUAAACGCGUAUUUGAUUUGAUUGUGCGCAAAUUACGCAUCGUUUUCUCUUCAACAACUGAGCUGUUAUGGGAACCCCUCUUUCUGUUGUGAGGGUUUGCUGAAUUUUUACAGCUGCUGUCGUCUAAGAUUUAAAAAAAUAAUAAUAAUAAUAUGAUGAAGAAGGACAUGAUUUUAAACCUGGCAACUUCCACAAAUUUAAAGCCCAAUCUCCGCGACACCGAGAGCAUCCUCUCCCCGGACCUUGGCCUGCUGAAACUGGCCUCCCCGGAGCUAGAGAGACUCAUCAUUCAGUCCAACGGAAUGGUCACAACAACACAGACCUCUCAGUUCCUCUACCCCAAGUCGGUAACCGACGAACAGGAGUUUGCAGAGGGAUUCGUCAAGGCUCUCGAGGAUUUACACAAACAGAACCAGCUGAACGGCGGAACGUGCGCUCAAACGAACAGUAUGGACUUAAGCACCAACGUUGCUCCUGUCACCAUACACCUGGACCUACCCGUCUAUACGAACUUGAACAGUUACGGCAAUGGGCCUUUGGGCACCACUGUCAAUUACUCCACAGACACUGUCCCCUUCCCACCACCUCCCUCUCAUCAUUUAGGCUCCACACAACAGCAAGCGCAUUCCCGGCUGCAAUCCUUGAAGGAUGAGCCGCAGACAGUCCCUGACGUGCACAGCUUCGGCGACAGUCCGCCACUGUCGCCUAUCAACAUGGACACGCAGGAGCGCAUUAAAGCCGAGAGGAAAAAGCUGCGGAAUAGAAUUGCUGCGUCCAAGUGUAGAAAGAGGAAACUGGAGAGGAUAUCCAGACUCGAGGACAAAGUUAAGAACCUAAAAACUCAAAACACUGACCUAGCCUCAACGGCAAAUGUACUCCGGGAACAAGUGGCUCAGCUAAAACAAAAGGUUUUGAAUCAUGUGAACAGCGGAUGCCAGUUAUCACCACAUCAAGUUCAAGUGUACUAGUAGCAGGAUGACAUUUGUCAACCAGCAUAAAUAAGCUCAUUAACCUUUUUUUGUUGGCUCUCAAAUAUUUCCACUAUGUGCAUGGAGCCAACGACGUUACAGACUGAAAGGACUUCACUAAUGUACGUUUUUGUAUACUGUUUACACAUUAUUUCUCAUGGGUGUACUUUACAUAGACAGUCCCAAGACUUGACCAAACCAGCAUACCGUCAUUGUAUUACUAUAUCAUAGCCUUAUACUGAAAGUAAAAAGUAUUUGCAUGUUUAUUGACAAACUCGGAAUGUUACCUAACAGGGUUGGGCACAUGCCAUUUCUUAUGCAUUUUAACGUUUUUAAGCAAGAAUUUAUGAACAGAUUACAUGUACAUUUUAUAUUCAAUGCUCCACAGUGUCUUAUUUCAGUGUUUUCUUAUAUUAAUGUGAAGCCGUCAUCUUUUGUUGCACUGAAUAGUUUAUUUCACAUUCCUAUUUUUACUUGGAUUCUGAUAUCAAAUAAACUUUGCUUGAUAAUACAAGUCA
This is a messenger RNA of Oncorhynchus nerka (sockeye salmon), 2479 nucleotides long. RefSeq names its product transcription factor JunD-like. Gene Ontology annotation, molecular function: DNA-binding transcription factor activity, RNA polymerase II-specific; transcription factor binding; RNA polymerase II cis-regulatory region sequence-specific DNA binding. Gene Ontology annotation, cellular component: transcription regulator complex. Bases 1146 to 1961 code for a protein of 271 amino acids. The record is from RefSeq and is a predicted model, not a curated record. The transcript has a single exon. Lineage: Eukaryota; Metazoa; Chordata; Actinopteri; Salmoniformes; Salmonidae. Gene Ontology annotation, biological process: regulation of cell cycle; regulation of cell population proliferation; regulation of transcription by RNA polymerase II.